Gigantopelta aegis is the source of this 993-nucleotide messenger RNA. Its product is annotated as sodium- and chloride-dependent taurine transporter-like. The transcript is spliced from 8 exons. Gene Ontology annotation, cellular component: membrane. The record is from RefSeq and is a predicted model, not a curated record. NCBI's taxonomy places the organism in Eukaryota, Metazoa, Mollusca, Gastropoda, Neomphalida, Peltospiridae. Gene Ontology annotation, biological process: sodium ion transmembrane transport. The coding region runs from base 127 to 978 and encodes 283 amino acids.
CACAGAUGUUUUAUAUAUCACCUAGGUGUGGAUUGAGGCUUGCCUACAGGUGUUCUACUCUCUGGGACCAGUUUGGGGAGGCAUUAUCACCAUGGCCAGUUCAACAACAACUGUCUGAGAGAUGCUAUGUUAGUUAUGUUUAUUGGUGAAGGCACCAGUAUAUUUUCCGGCUUCGUCACAUUUACAAUCCUUGGGGUAAUGGCCCAUCGCCAAGGGGUGCACGUGUCGGAGGUAGUCUCAUCUGGACCUGGGUUGGGAUUUGUCACCUACCCUCAGGCUUUGUCUGGUCUGCCCAUCCCGCAGAUGUGGUCGUUCUUGUUCUUCGUCAUGUUACUCACAGUGGGACUCGACAGUCAGUUUGUUGAUGUCGAGGUUGUGAUCACCGGAAUCGUGGAUGUGUUUCCGAGAUUUCUUCGAUACAAAUCAUUUAUUACGGGGAUUUAUUGUGCAUUCGGCUUCCUUGUGGGUCUCCCGUACUGCACUAAUGGUGGAAUCUACAUAUUCCAACUGGCUGACUGGUACGUAGCGGCUCUCGUGCUCGCCAUAGGAAUCAUGGAAUGCAUGAUCGUGACCUGGAUAUAUGGAUUCAAGUGUCUAGAUGAAGAUCUGGAACUCAUGAUAGGAAGGAAUGUUCCCGUCGUUUUCAAAAUCUUUCUAACUUACGUCACUCCACUGGUAUUGUUGGUUACUGUGGUGUUUACGCUUGCGCAGUACACACUUCCAACAUACGGGAAAUACGAGUACCCGAACUACAGUGCGGUCAUUGGUUGGAUCUACGCUGCGAUCCCGAUCACGCCGAUUCCCUUGUUCUUCAUCUGGGAAUUUGCUAAAGCCGAGGGGCCAAUGAGGGCGCGAUUAGCCAAGACGAUUUCUCCAUCAGACAACUGGGUUCCAAACACGUGUUCGUCUCGAACAAAGUACAGACAGAAACAACAGAACUCGUUCAGAGAAAACAUAUGUCACGUGUGCUCUCAAUAAACAAGAUGUUUUGAG